AUGUGGCUUGAGCGGGUUAACUGUGGGAAAAGAAGACGGGCGGAUUUGACGUGGGUCUUGGAUCUCGGCAUACGUAGAUUUUACUUUUGCUUCUAUUCUUCUUCCUCUUCCAAACUAUCUCAUUCUUGCAAACUAUUCGAGAGAUCCUUGUCCUGCAAGCAUCUUGUAUUAAAUGUCGAUGUUGUCUACUGCCCCCAAUUUCUGAACCUACCGAAAACUCAAACAUUGCAGCACGCAAACAGUCACCUGCCACUUCCUCGUUUCCAAAAUCUCCCCAUCGAAGUGGAAAUGCUAGCGGCAUCAGUGAAUCAAUCUUUACGUCUCCUGUGUCGCACAUCCGCGGUUUCUUGCGUGACGGAAGAUUCAUCAAGGGCACCUGCUACUGUUUACGUCGAUGAGGCAUAG
Molecule: messenger RNA, 405 nt
Organism: Botrytis fragariae
Lineage: Eukaryota; Fungi; Ascomycota; Leotiomycetes; Helotiales; Sclerotiniaceae
Exons: 3
Coding region: 1-405 (134 amino acids)
Source: RefSeq, a predicted model, not a curated record